Molecule: messenger RNA, 1687 nt
Organism: Momordica charantia (bitter melon)
Lineage: Eukaryota; Viridiplantae; Streptophyta; Magnoliopsida; Cucurbitales; Cucurbitaceae
Gene: NTRB
Product: NADPH-dependent thioredoxin reductase B
Biological process (GO): removal of superoxide radicals
Cellular component (GO): cytoplasm
Molecular function (GO): thioredoxin-disulfide reductase (NADPH) activity
Source: RefSeq, a predicted model, not a curated record
UAGCUUCUUCCAAAUUUCUGGCUGCUUUUUGUGACAGAAGACCUGGAAAAACUUGUAUAGUUUUUAUAGAGCUGCUAUGGACAUGAGAAAAAGUGUUUAACCUUCAACCAUAGUAGGUUGGAGGUUAACAAGACAAGAAAUGAAGCUUCCGAAGUUAACCAUAGUAUAUUCUUUUUCCAUUUCCCAUCCCCUCUCUCUAAACAAUACCAUUUCUGUAUUCUUAAAUUUUAUGAUUAAAUGGAUUAAUUUCCAUAAUCUAUUGGCUUGAGGUAGAAUUGUGGUUCGUAGAAGUAGUUGUUGCUUUGCUUCAGACGAGAGAGCUCUGCUUGGGGAAACGAAUAAACUCAUCCCUUAUGAUCGAUAGGUUGAAAAGAGUGGAGAAGAAGAGCAUAAUGAAAUUUGGGUUUCUCGGAAGAGCUCGAAAUUUAAUCGGCGUAGCGUCCACUACAGUUGCGGCAGCGUUUUUUUCUUCCAGCCCCGCCAGUUCCGGAUCCAAAAUCGCUGCCAUGGACGAUGUCCAUCUUCAAAACCUCAGGACCAAGCUCUGCAUCAUCGGAAGUGGCCCCGCCGCCCACACCGCCGCCAUAUACGCGGCCCGGGCGGAGCUCAAGCCGAUCCUCUUCGAAGGAUGGAUGGCCAACGACAUUGCGCCGGGCGGCCAGCUCACCACCACCACCGACGUCGAGAACUUCCCCGGAUUCUCAAACGGCGUCCUCGGGAUGGAUCUCAUGGACCGGUGCCGGAAUCAAUCUCUCCGUUUCGGAACUCAGAUUCUCACCGAGACCGUUAGCAAAGUCGAUUUCUCCACCAAUCCUUUCAAGAUCUUCACCGAUUCAAAAGCCGUACUCGCCGACUCUGUAAUUGUCGCCACAGGGGCUGUUGCGAAGCGUUUAUCGUUUCCAGGCUCCGGAGAUGCGCCGCGAGGGUUUUGGAAUCGCGGCAUAUCGGCUUGUGCAGUUUGCGACGGCGCGGCCCCCAUUUUCAGGGAUAAGCCGUUGGCGGUGGUCGGAGGUGGUGACUCAGCCAUGGAGGAAGCGAUUUUCCUCACCAAGUACGGCUCUAAAGUCUACAUCAUCCAUAGAAGAGACGCUUUUAGGGCAUCCAAAAUCAUGCAGCAGCGGGCACUGAGCAACCCUAAGAUUCAGGUGCUUUGGAAUUCUGUGGUGGUGGAGGCCUAUGGCGACGGAGACAGAGGAGUUUUAGGAGGCUUGAAAGUGAAAAAUGUGGUUAGUGGAGAGGUCUCUAAUUUGGGGGUUUCUGGACUGUUCUUUGCAAUUGGGCAUGAACCUGCGACCAAGUUCUUGGACGGGCAGCUCCAGCUCGAUUCCGAUGGCUAUGUCGUGACGAGGCCGGGGUCGACUAGAACCAGCGUUCGUGGAGUUUUUGCAGCCGGAGAUGUUCAGGACAAGAGAUAUAGACAGGCUAUUACUGCUGCUGGCACUGGUUGCAUGGCUGCUUUGGAUGCAGAACAUUACCUGCAAGAGAUUGGUUCUGAGAACAGUAAACUAUAAAUCUAGAUCAUGUAGCAAUCUACUGGAUUCAAGAAUUCCAAAACCCAAACACCAUCACUUAUUAUUUCAUAGGUAUAUUACUUGAUGGGGUUGCUUUGAAGUUGAAGGCUUUGAUUUAUAUGUUCUUUCUUUAAAAAUUUGGAAUGGGAUGAAAGAAACAGGCAUAUCAACAGAAA